CGUCGAAGAGAGUGGCUGUUUAUUAUAAUACGGCGUAUAAAGUUUUUCCGAUCGGGAAAGCCGCGGGCCAAUUGCAAGCUUUCGCCCUGGAUCUAGACAAGAUUUGCAGCAAGAGACGGAAAUGUAUAUCUCGUAACAGUGCCGAGCGUGAAACUAAAGGAGCCCUGGAGCCUCGAGAUCUGACUCUCAACCACAGGGCGUCUGCGGAGGACGCCCAAUAUCAGCCCUCCAACAAGAUGAGGUUAUUGUCGCCUAGUAGUUCUCCGGCAAUUUCACCGACCAUGUCCAACUCGUCGUCGCCGACACCACAGACAUUGGCUUCUUCAGUAAACUACGCUUCAAAUUCAAUUCUGGUAGUAUCAGGAAAUGCAGCAGUUCUUUCAGGUCAGCAGCAACAUGCAAAACCACCUCCGAGCGGAAUACCCUGCGUUGCAGCAGCUUCUAGAUAUACUGCUCCUGUUCAUAUUGAUGUUGGUGGAACUAUUUACACAUCAUCGUUGGAGACAUUAACUAAGUAUCCUGAAUCAAGACUGGCAAAACUUUUCAAUGGCAGCAUCCCCAUAGUGCUAGACUCGUUGAAGCAGCACUAUUUCAUAGACCGAGACGGUGGAAUGUUCCGACACAUCUUAAACUUCCUGAGAAACUCGAGACUUCUGGUUUCUGAGAGCUUCUCUGACAUUGAUUUGCUGCUGGAGGAAGCUAAAUAUUUUGAUAUUGUUCCCAUGGUGCGUCAACUAGAACGCCUCAUCCGAGACCGCAACCCAUCUCAAUCGACCACCAGGUCUUCAAUUACCAACUCGCAAUCCUUACCAAUCAAAAGAUCGCCCUCCACCGAAGAACUCCUAGCACCAGCCCCUGCUCCCACGUACGAAUGUGUUGCGCUGCACAUCAGCCCUGAUCUUGGCGAACGAGUCAUGUUCAGCGGAAACAGGGCAGUUCUAGAAGAUGUUUUCCCGGAAACGAACCAGGCCACCGUCGACGCUAGAUGGACCCACUCGGAUUCGAAACACGUGAUUAGGUUUCCUUUGAACGGUUAUUGCAACAUUGAUUCGGUCGAAGCCAUAACCAGGUUGUUGAAUAAUGGUUAUUGUGUGGCAGCCAGCAAUGGAGGAGGAGUUGAAGGUCAGCAGUUUUCGGAAUAUUUGUUUACGAGGAAGAGGCAGACAUGAACAAGGUGUGAUAUUCAACUUGAAAGUAAUAUUUAAAGUUAUAGGUGAUAUCUAUAACUACUCUAAAUCUAUUAUCCAGUUAACCGUUUGUGUUGUCCGAAUUGAACUCAUAACGAGUAUAUUCGUCAAUCAGAGAGUAAGUUGGGGAAGAAAGAAAUCGGGUGAAAAAUAUAAGUUUGUUUAAAGGGGGAGCCUGCUUUAGAAGCUUAAAAUAUAUCGUUUUUUUAUUCCAAAAAUGUCUUCCAAAACUAGCCAAGAAUAUGUCCCUAAAAUUUCAGAAAGAAAUUCAAAUUAUUUUUGGAAUUACAUAAGAAAUAGUGAGCAAGCGUCAAGCAUGUUUACAAGUGGAACGAAAACUUAGACGUGCGAUUUCUCGUUUUUGAAUUUUUUCGAUUCUUCCUAAUUGGCGAUGCUUAUACAUGACAUAUUAUGUCAUAUAUUCCAAUGAAAAAAAUUGAGAAGAAUGUUAAAAUAUAUAACAACAAAACCUGAAAGUUUUGCUUCAACUGAAUAUUUAUUUCCUUCCCUAAAAAUUCCUCAAAAAAAGCGAUUUUUGAAGCGUCUAAAGCAGGCUCCUCCCUUAACAAAAUUGAAAAAUUUUAUUACUAAAUUUCACUUAUUUGUUAACAUAACAAUACAUUGUAUAUGUAUUUAACUAAGUUCGAUGAAGUAUUAACAUGUAAAUGUAAGAAAGUAAAAAUAGUUUAAUGUAAAGCAAACACUGUUCUGAAAAUCAACAGUAGAAAAUGUUAUUUAACACUAAACCUACCGACGCCAGUCAAAAUGACCGUUUCAAACUUUGAGUAUAACAUAAACAUUUUUAAACAUGAAAAUAUCAUCAUCUAUAAUUAUAUAAUAAUAACACCUUAAUUAUAUAACAAUUUUUAGUAUGUACUAAAAAUAUUUUCUUCACAUUUUGAUUUAUGUGUGAUACUACCGCAGUCGGUCAAUUUGACCGGUGGAAAAUAAAUUGUGUGGGAAGUUGUUUUCGUCGAAAUGUAGGUGCAGAUUUUUUACAAAAUAUACCAAAUGAACCAGACAAAUUUAGAAUUAAGUUCUGGAUGGCGUAUGAG
This is a messenger RNA of Ctenocephalides felis (cat flea), 2242 nucleotides long. Its product is annotated as BTB/POZ domain-containing protein kctd15-like. Gene Ontology annotation, molecular function: protein binding. Lineage: Eukaryota; Metazoa; Arthropoda; Insecta; Siphonaptera; Pulicidae. Gene Ontology annotation, biological process: protein homooligomerization. The record is from RefSeq and is a predicted model, not a curated record. Bases 237 to 1169 code for a protein of 310 amino acids. The transcript is spliced from 5 exons.